Molecule: messenger RNA, 3438 nt
Organism: Engraulis encrasicolus (European anchovy)
Lineage: Eukaryota; Metazoa; Chordata; Actinopteri; Clupeiformes; Engraulidae
Gene: ypel1
Product: yippee-like 1
Exons: 5
Coding region: 1568-1927 (119 amino acids)
Source: RefSeq, a predicted model, not a curated record
GGACAAAUUUUCGAGUGGUCCUAUAUGCCGCCGUCAUGGGCUAACAAAUUGAUAUUGCGUCUUCAAGUAGCAUGACCCACAUCAUACUUCGGCUAUCUUUUGGUUAAACAAACGGACCGCGAACGUUUCCACAUAGGUUGACUAAAGAUGCAGCGAGGUGCAUGCUUUUCAUCACUUAGUAGGCUAUUGUUAAGGUCACAUUGACGUGUUGUUGAAAGACAUGACUGUGAUGUGCCCUGUUGUUGGUGGCGAAUGGACAGGAGAUAAACAUGCGUGUUGCUUUGCAAAACAUCGCUUGGGAAGUGGAUUUUUACGCAUUUGGUGAAAUAUCUCUGGAUAGGGCAUCGUCUUUUAUCCAGACGAAUCACACCUUAUAAGCAAAUAACAACGCUGCUAAAUGAAAACAUAUGACAUCAUCAGACUCCGUGCCUUGGCGAGGCAUGCUUCCUUUUUUUCUUUUGCCCAAACCACUUAACCACCCUAUUCACAAAUGCGGAACACUGAAUGGUUGAUGAUUAUAACUAUGUUGUCCGAUGAUGUCCAUACACAUAUUGCAAGCUUAGUUCUAAUCUAAGAACCUUAUUAUAGUCUAUAUCUAUAGGCCUAUAUAGACAGUGCAUAUGACAUUCUGGCGAACAUCACGAUUCCCCACAGCAUCACAGAUGAAACCUGCAGAAGCGCUUACGUGAUCUCCAUUUAUUUUUGGGAGCCAAACUUAUUAUUUAUAAGGCAUAGCGGAUGACGCAUAUACUCAGAGAAGCUAGGCAGAUGCUUGUCGGGUACUUCACAACUGAACAAUGACCUCACAGGGUGAUAAAUAUAGUACAGUGAAUUUUAUUAUAGCCUACCUGUCAAUAUGCGCACUGUGUUUUACAUUCAACUCCCCAAAAACAAUUCCUUAGAGAAAUUGGUGAUUAAUUUGUCAUUUAGGAUGUCUAUUUCUUUUUAUGGCAAAUUAAAAUGGUUUGUCGACUUUUCCUGUAGAACCAUCUCGUGCCUUCAGUUCUUGCUUAUUAACUUUUUGGUUAUCAUUGUUACUAUUUAUUUACACAUCCGGGAGUGUGGCGACAUACACCAUCCACCCGCCUUGGUAGCUUGGUUAUUGGAAGACUGUGUUGCCCGUCACCGCACUCGUCCGUCCUCCUCGUGACGUUGCUACCCCAAAGCAGUCAAGCUAGUCCAUCACGCACACAAAGACUACAACAAAGACGAGCGAAAUGCACACCAAAGCUGACACAGAGCACUGUCAGCUAGAAUCUUUUCAGAUAUUUUUCGGUCACUUUCUAUAGUUUCACUAGUUUGAAGUGGUGACAUCUCCGUUGGGCCAUGAAAACUACUGAUUUCUUCUCCAUCGAAAGACGCACGAGAUAGGCUUCGUGGAGAUCAAAUUCAGGUGGUUGCAUUUUCUCCUGUGGUGUUUGUGUGGAGCGUGCCACACACCCACUCCAGAACAACGACGGCUUUUGCUUGCAUCUUCCAGUGUUUCUUCUGUCAGCAAGUCCAGCAGAGCUGCAACUCGUCGCGCGCCAGCCCGGAAGCCAGCGAGGAGGAGACGCACGAGAGUGAGAUGGUGAAGAUGACCAAGUCGAAGACGUUCCAGGCUUACCUGCCCAACUGUCACCGAACGUACAGCUGCAUACACUGCCGAGCUCACCUGGCCAACCAUGACGAGCUCAUCUCCAAAUCAUUCCAAGGCAGUCAAGGACGAGCCUACCUCUUCAACUCUGUAGUGAACGUGGGCUGUGGGCCUGCUGAGGAGCGGGUUCUUCUUACAGGUUUACACGCCGUAGCAGACAUCUACUGUGAAAACUGUAAAACCACUUUGGGCUGGAAAUACGAGCACGCUUUCGAGAGCAGUCAGAAGUACAAAGAGGGCAAGUUCAUCAUUGAGCUGGCCCACAUGAUCAAGGACAACGGAUGGGAGUGACCCCUCAGGAUUAAGGACCUCACCUCCUCCUCUCUUCUGUCAUGUGACCCCAUCCUCCCAGCCCCGCGCCUGCCCACCCGUUGACCUACCCCCCCACAACCCUCUGGUUUUGUUGACGGGCGGCCCUGCAGUGGACUAAACAGGGCAAUACACUACCACCACCACCACCACCACCACACCAACGAAAUGUCCAUCCACCCAUACAGCAACCAAACCAGCUGACCCCUGAGCUGACCGGCUCUACCCUACUCUACGCCUUCCCUUCUCUGGACACGAGAGCAACACGUCCUCCCUGCCUCCUCUCUGGGUCUCCUCUCCUCUCCUCUCCUCUCCUCUCCUCCGGCCUGAAAACACCCUAGCAGGAGGAGGAACAAGGGACAUGGUGAGGCAGAGCGAGUGAGGGGGACCACACACACACACACACACACACACACACACACACACACACACACACACACACACACACACACACACACACACACACACACACAAAACACGUCUCCUCUCGAUGAGCCUCUUCAUAUGUGGUGACAGACAUUGUCCAGUGGUGGUGACUUUUGUUGACAUCUAUGGGAGACGCCCCCUCCCCUCCCCCCCUCCCCCCUUUUUUGAUGUCUGUGGGUGGACAAGUCCCCUCUUUUUUUCUUUCUUCUUUUUUGUCGUUCUCUUCUGCAGGUUUGGUGUGCUACACGUGUACUGCUAAUGUGUGUGAGACAAAGAGACAAGACCUUACACGGAGGGACUCUCUUCUGUUUUUUUUUUUGGUCAUGAACUAAAGGAGGAGGGACAAAGACGUUUUUAUUAUUAUUAUUAUUCUAAUUUUAUUGUCAAUUUUAUUUCUAUGAUAUUUUGCUGUUGUUGUGUUUUUCUUUUCUUGUUUCAUUCAAUUGAUGAUGUUUUCUCCUUUUUUUUAUUUGCGGGAACCUUUUUACUAUGAUGUGAUAGCAGACUGAUGUUGCUGGUUAGCAUUCUUUCUCCUCUCGUGUCAGGUGUGUCGCCCGCACCUCCUCUCCUCCUCUCUCUUUCCUGAGCAUGCUUUUCUCUUUGCGGUGGGAUAGUUGGGGUUGGGGAUGUGAGUGUGUAAAAGUGUGUGUGUGUGUGUGUGUGUGUGUGUGCGUGUGCGUGUGCGCGUGGGGGGGUGUUGUCAAUGUUUAGAAUCCUGGGAUGGAAUGAAAUUGAAAGGAAUGAGACGGGGACGGGACUUGUAGCAGUUUCUGAGAUUUUUGUUUUCCUUUUACUUUUCUUAUUUUUUGUGUAAUGAUGAUGAUGAUGAGGAUGAUUUCCUUUUUUUUUGACGGUGGAGAAGUUUUUUGGCGGAAUUGCAGUGGCAUGACCUUUAGUGUUUUCUGUCUGUGGCGGCACCUCUGAGGGUGACCCCCUACUGUAUGUUCUGUUAUUGUACUCUUGGUCCCUUCUUCCUGUUUCUCAUCUGGUGACUUCCUGUUUAUCACCGUGCAAUCCGUGGCACCUUCCCCCCCCAUCCCCACUCCCACCAUCCUUCCUCUCUCCCA